CUCUCUUCUCUACCACCAUAUUUACACUCAUCGAUGCUCACCCGGUUAGCUUCCAACUCCUGUAACGGUCUGGCAAGCUUUGAUCUCAUGACCCAGACAACAUGCUCUCCGCCGGACCGCCUGGUAGCCUUCCUCUCACAGCGAAGCUGCUGGCCAUUGAUAGUUUUUACUCAGUGAGGAUAUGCUCCCACACAUCUGUGAUGUGGUAUCCAUCGCGGCCCGCCUCGCGUAAUAUUACAAUAAGAAACCCUAUAAAUUGGCAGUGCGUCCGCGCGUGCUGUCGCCAUUCAAGGCUGCUGCAUCUGCAGAGUCGACGGUGAUCACACAAGAUGUUUACGAUCCUGACGGCAUUACUCUUGCUCGUCGCCAUAGCCUCUGCGUACGAGAAGGUGUGCAGAGUAACGCCACUUGGCGGCGGUCAAGACGAUGGCCCGAAUAUCAAUAGUGUCUUCGCAGAGUGUGCGUCCGAAGCCACGAUCGUCUUGGAUGGCUACUACAGCGUGAACACUCUACUUCUGACCGAGGGCCUCAGUCAUGUGGACAUCUUGCUAAGCGGAACAGUGCAAUACACUCCCGACAUCGCAUAUUGGUCUCCGAAUAGUCUUUACUUGACAUUCCAGAAUGCGACGACAUUCUGGUUCCUCUCAGGUGACGAUAUUCACCUCUACGGAGGAGGAACCAUCGAUGGCAACGGUCAGGUCUGGUACGACACGUUCAACAUUACCGGAGAUUCUGCAACGGCAGGGGCUUCCACGCGGUCAUUUGCGCGCCCCAUACCUCUGACGGUUGGCAACGCCUCGAAUGUUGUCGUUGAGAACAUCACGCAGUGGCAGUCGCCGAACUGGGCAAGUAGUUUCGUGUACCAAAGCACGAACAUCACGUAUCGAAACAUCUAUAUCGAUUCCUUCUCAUACUCCAGCGCGCCAGCUAAGAACACCGAUGGAUGGGACAUCUACCGUUCCUCUCAGGUCACCAUCACUGACUCCACAAUCAAUAACGGUGACGAUUGUGUCUCCCUGAAACCGAACGCUACCGAGAUUAUUGUGACCAACCUGUGGUGCAACGGCUCUCAUGGCAUCUCCAUCGGUAGCCUUGGCCAGUACGCUGGUGAGACCGACAUCGUCGCAAACGUCUUCGUCAAGAACAUCACUAUGCGUUACGCUGAGAAUGGCGCUCGUAUCAAGGUCUUUGGCGGUAGCCCUGACGCGAACAGCACGGCUGGUGGAGGUACGGGCUACGUCAGGAACGUGACGUUCGAGGACUUCUACGUUUAUGUCGUCGACGACCCGGUCGUUAUUGAUCAGUGCUACGAGACAGACGCUUCUGUCUGCGCUGAAUACCCAAGUCAGCUCUCCAUCUCGGAUAUACACUACUCAAAUGUGACGGGAACAUCGUCUGGAGAUGAAGGGACCGUCGUCGUGGACCUAGAAUGUUCGCAGGAAUGUGAAGACAUCACCGCGAGUGGUAUCGACAUAACGUCGCCGAAGGGGCCGGCUACGUAUGUUUGCCAGAACAUCGCGAGUGAGAACGAGUUGGGCUUCAACUGUACUGCCCCGGCGAGCUAAGGCUGAUGUAUUGCCGUCGGCGUGUAGCACCGUAGCAGCCUCGGCAUGACAAGGAUCGCGGAUCCGGGUUUGAAGUGGUGUCAUGUCCGCGUUGAUUGAUGCGUGUCCUUCCUCACUGCUGCCUAGAAUAAGUGGAGGAGAGUGAUAUGAAACCAGUCAC
This is a messenger RNA of Fomitopsis serialis, 1725 nucleotides long. RefSeq names its product pectin lyase-like protein. Lineage: Eukaryota; Fungi; Basidiomycota; Agaricomycetes; Polyporales; Fomitopsidaceae. The transcript is spliced from 13 exons. Gene Ontology annotation, biological process: carbohydrate metabolic process. Bases 330 to 1565 code for a protein of 411 amino acids. The record is from RefSeq and is a predicted model, not a curated record. Gene Ontology annotation, molecular function: polygalacturonase activity.